This is a messenger RNA of Aspergillus versicolor CBS 583.65, 1604 nucleotides long. Its product is annotated as NEDD8-activating protein UBA3. The transcript is spliced from 6 exons. Gene Ontology annotation, cellular component: nucleus; cytoplasm. Bases 230 to 1486 code for a protein of 418 amino acids. Gene Ontology annotation, molecular function: NEDD8 activating enzyme activity. NCBI's taxonomy places the organism in Eukaryota, Fungi, Ascomycota, Eurotiomycetes, Eurotiales, Aspergillaceae. Gene Ontology annotation, biological process: protein neddylation. The record is from RefSeq and is a predicted model, not a curated record.
CUUGCUGUGUUAGUGUGUUCGCUGUAAGGUCGGAGUAGAGGUCACGUGCAGUGUGGCUUUGUAAGUGGCCCAUCAGUCAACAUCAACGGAAGUUCAGCAUUCUCGUUGUCGCCUGCAUACUCUUGCUCUUAUAUGAAUACGGAGAUCACGGCCAUCUUAUUUGGGAUAUAAGGGGCAAAUAAAGUACCAAUAACCUUCUGAGAUCUCUGCAACUGGCUCUCUUUUGACCAUGAGUGGGGGUGAUCAAUGGAAAUAUCUCUACAAGGCACUGUCGAAGCCUGGGCCUUUUUCUGACCCCGACUGGGUUCCUGGAAAUGAGACAAUAAAAUCUUUAGAGGAAUCAAAAAUCCUGGUGAUCGGCGCUGGUGGUCUGGGAUGUGAGAUCUUGAAAAAUCUUGCCCUGUCGGGUUUCAAGGAUAUCCAUGUCAUUGACAUGGAUACUAUUGAUAUUUCUAAUUUGAACCGGCAAUUUCUAUUCCGCCAGUCUGACAUCGGCAAACCCAAGGCAGAGGUUGCUGCUUCAUUUGUUGAGAAACGAGUCAAAGGAGUUAAGAUCACGCCUUUUGUUGGCAAGAUUCAGGACAAGGAUGAAGACUACUAUAUGCAGUUCAAGAUUAUUAUUUGUGGACUCGAUAGCAUCGAGGCGAGGCGAUGGAUUAAUUCGACAUUAGUGGGGAUGGUCGAUAUGGACAAUCCAGAGAGCCUGAAGCCUCUCAUUGAUGGCGGUACCGAAGGAUUUAAGGGCCAGGCGCGUGUUAUUUUGCCUAGUCUUACAUCAUGUAUCGAGUGUCAGCUUGACAUGCAUGCUCCCCGGCCAGCUGUGCCGCUUUGCACUAUUGCUACUAUCCCCCGCCAGCCUCAGCACUGUAUUGAAUGGGCGCACCAGAUAGCUUGGCAAGACAAGCGUAGGGAUGAUGCAUUUGAUAGUGACGAUAUGGAGCAUAUUGGCUGGGUAUACAACGCUGCCCUUGGACGCGCCAAAGACUUCAACAUACCGGGAGUCACGUUUCAGAUGACACAAGGUGUGGUGAAAAAUAUCAUCCCGGCCAUUGCAUCUACGAACGCAGUCAUUGCAGCUGCCACAACAUCCGAAGUGUUGAAGAUUGCGACGUCCUGCAAUCCGUUCUUAGAGAACUACAUGAUGUAUGCUGGAGAGGAGGGUGUUUACACUUACACAUUCGAAGCCGAAAAGAAACCGGAUUGCCCAGUAUGUGGAUCUCUUGCGCGUAAGAUAACCGUGAACGGCAAUGCGACAUUGGAAGAAUUCAUCGAAACGCUUGGAGAAAGACCCGAAGCACAGCUCAAGAAGCCAAGUUUGAGGACAGGGGAGAAGACGCUUUACCAACGUUUCCCACCCCAGCUGGAAGAGCAAACUCGACCACACCUCAAGUUGAAGCUUCGUGAUCUUGUUGCAGACGGACAGGAAGUUGCCGUCAGCGACCCAGCAUAUACCAUUGAUUUCAGAUUCCAGUUGAUUUUCGGUUAGAACAUUGCAGGGUAGAUGACCUUACGGCGAAAGAAUGACGAUUAUGACUAGAUUUGACAAAAUUCUAAACCAAGCUUUUCUAUAUUUUAAAUCCUAAUCCGGACUCCCAGUCAUGUGA